AUGCCGUUAGCGACAGCCUCGAUGUUUGUCCUGCCAGAGUACGAGGAGUACGUGAAGCUCUAUGAUGCGCUCGAGCCGGAAACACAGGCAUGGGUCCUCAACUAUUUUUACCGAUACGUCCUGGAGCCCAGGAUGCCGACUGCACGGUUUCUGCGCAAGGUCACCAGCUAUAGCCGAGGAGAGAUGGCUCGCAUGCACAACGAGGCCUUGUCGCGUCUGGUGUCGAAUAAACCUGAAGAUUGGCGACUCGAGCUGACGGACGAGCUGGUGUGUGACACCCCGACCCCGCAUCGACCGUUCAAUGCCCCGUUCCCUCCAAUAUCCAGCCCAUACAGUCGGCCUGACAACCCAGUGCCGAACCUGGCGACCGACAUCACAUGCCACCUUCACCCAACCGCCCUGUUGUUGUGCGAGCCAGACCUGCGCAAUGACCGACGCAGCCUGGUCGCCGUGUACGAUGGUGUGUACGUCGACGUGAUGGUGCGAAUCCUCUGGCGCCUGCAGUAUGAGCUGAAUUCACCAUUGCGGAUCCACGACGACGACCAUGAGCGCCUGCUGCAGCUCGUCACCGAAUCCAACGUCAAGUACGCGGCCUUGUUUGACGAGCGGUACCAGGCCAUUGACCGUUACGACCUGGAGCGUUGGCAACGCGAGCGUUAUCUGCAUCUGUACAUGACGUCGCAUCUUGGCCACGAGGUCCAGGUCGAGCACAAUGGGCUGGGCGAGAGUGUGUUCCAUCUGUUGCCAGGAGGAAUGGCCAUCGCCCUGACCACCGGGAUCAUGAUCGACUGGGUUCACGAGCGGCGCAACCAGGACGCAGGCGGCAUCGUCGUGGUCGCCACGACCGCUGGAGACGUCGCCGCAUUCGAGGUCACGGGCGUCGAAGAUAUGGACUUUGUGCCUCAAGGCGGGUUCAUCUUCCGCGACGGUUACAGAUGGCCUUCCAUCGGCCAUGGCUGGGAUAUGCGUGCGUUCCGCUUCCUCCGCCCGCCAACUCCGGAUCCGGAUGAGCCAAAUGGCGGUCUAGGCCCUUUUCCACUUUGGGCUCCAGGUCAGAUCCUGCCCAUUCCCCAGAUUGAACGAGUCCCGUGUCCGUAUCAUCCUGCGCAUGUUUGUUUUGAGGAUGACGAUGACUGA
Messenger RNA from Exophiala dermatitidis NIH/UT8656, 1137 nucleotides. RefSeq lists its product as uncharacterized. The transcript has a single exon. Lineage: Eukaryota; Fungi; Ascomycota; Eurotiomycetes; Chaetothyriales; Herpotrichiellaceae. The coding region runs from base 1 to 1137 and encodes 378 amino acids. The record is from RefSeq and is a predicted model, not a curated record.